This is a messenger RNA of Thlaspi arvense, 186 nucleotides long. The record is from the annotation of a GenBank genome assembly. NCBI's taxonomy places the organism in Eukaryota, Viridiplantae, Streptophyta, Magnoliopsida, Brassicales, Brassicaceae.
AUGGAUUUCCGGUGGAUCAAUAUCAUUAUUCAAUUGAAGAUGUUCACAUGUUUUCGGAUGGUGAUGUUUGAAGAGUAUAUGACGUUUAAUAUCCCAAAUAUUACAUCUGAUGCAAUGACGAGAGCAAAAGAUGAACAAUUUGCAGAGUGGUGUAAAAACUACAUUAACGAUGCUAGUGAGUCAUAA